AUGACAACAAAUAUAGCAGAGUCCAUGAAUUCUAUACUGAAAGAACCUAGAGAUUUGCCUAUUGCUUCAUUCCUUGAACAUGUUCGAGCUUUACUACAACGUUGGUUUUGGGAGCGUCGAGAAGAAGGCAUUAAAGUGACGUCUACAUUGACUAAAUGGGCAGAGUUAGUUCUACAAAAGAAACAAGAACGAGCUUUGACAAUGAAAGUCAACCCAAUUGAUUGUUACCAAUUCCAUGUUAAAGAUUUAGAUAAAGAGGAGGUCAUAAAUCUUCAUACUCAAGAGUGCACUUGUAAGGAGUUUCAAGCUGAGCAACUACCAUGCGCACAUGCCAUUGCUGUUGCACGGGAUCGCAAUAUAAAUGUUUAUAGCUUAUGUGCUAACUAUUACACUAAUGAAUGUUUUGUUGGCAGCAUAUUCGGAGGCCGUCUACCCAGUUGGGAAUCAGUCGGAAUGGAAGACAACCGAAGAAUAUGUACAUAUGACUGUCUUACCUCCGAAAGUAGUCAAAAGAGUUGGUCGACCGAAGAAAAAGAGGAUUCCAAGUGUCGGUGA
Molecule: messenger RNA, 555 nt
Organism: Cucumis sativus (cucumber)
Lineage: Eukaryota; Viridiplantae; Streptophyta; Magnoliopsida; Cucurbitales; Cucurbitaceae
Exons: 1
Coding region: 1-555 (184 amino acids)
Molecular function (GO): zinc ion binding
Source: RefSeq, a predicted model, not a curated record